Messenger RNA from Caenorhabditis briggsae, 933 nucleotides. RefSeq names its product Protein CBR-CLEC-50 (gene Cbr-clec-50). NCBI's taxonomy places the organism in Eukaryota, Metazoa, Nematoda, Chromadorea, Rhabditida, Rhabditidae. Gene Ontology annotation, molecular function: signaling receptor activity. The coding region runs from base 1 to 933 and encodes 310 amino acids. The record is from RefSeq and is a predicted model, not a curated record. The transcript has 4 exons.
AUGUCGAAAUUUCUGAUUUUGGCACUUUUCGUGUCGGGAGCCUCGGCUCAGACGUGUAACACUGGCGGCAUCUAUAGUGCACAGUUUAAUAGAUGCUAUCAAUACUUCACAGCUCCCGCGCAAUUCGAGUUCGCCGAGGAACAAUGCGCCCUGUUGGGCGGACACUUGGCAUCCAUCCAAAAUGGCGCAGAGAACGCAUUAAUCCAGUCAAAUGGAGCGAAUUCGUUCAGAAAAUCAAAUUAUUCGGAUUAUUGGAUUGGAGCAAACGAUUUGGAGACAACUGGAACCUGGAAAUGGACAGAUCCAUCCGUCCCAUUCAGCUACAGUAACUGGCAAAUCGGCGAGCCACAAUCCGGGUCCGAUUGUGCGAUUCAGGAUAAGGGCGAUGGUACAUGGUCGGCGAUUGGAUGCACUUCUUAUCGACCAUUUGUCUGUGUCACUCCCGUUAUCAUCACUGCCACGUGUCCACCAAUCACUACCCCUAAACCAACCGUCUGCCCAACACCAACACCAUGUCCAGUGAAGAACUGUGUCCCAUCGUGUGAUCAAGGAUGGACCUAUUUUGCACCAACCGAUUUCUGCUAUCGUGUCUACCAUAAUGCCAAAUGGGACGAUGCGGAGGCCGCUUGCGUUCUUUUGGGCGCCCAUUUGGCGUCCGUCCAUUCGGAGACCGAGAACACUUUUGAAGGCAAUCCCAAGGAUCUGGCAUGGAUCGGAAUGCACAAAGUGGGACAAGACUGGGUGUGGACCGACGGAACCAAAGCGGACUACAUCAACUGGGCUCCCAAACAACCCGACAACCCGGGAAAAGAAAAUUGCGUCGAAACCGCGCCAGACCUUUCCCACGACAAGUGGUACGAGAACUGGAAUAACGAGGCGUGCAACACCGUAAUGAGAGCCUAUGUCUGCAAGAAAAGAUCCAUCCAUGCGUAG